Acanthaster planci (crown-of-thorns starfish) is the source of this 6075-nucleotide messenger RNA. RefSeq names its product mitogen-activated protein kinase kinase kinase 4 (gene map3k4). Lineage: Eukaryota; Metazoa; Echinodermata; Asteroidea; Valvatida; Acanthasteridae. Gene Ontology annotation, molecular function: protein kinase activity; ATP binding. Gene Ontology annotation, biological process: protein phosphorylation; MAPK cascade. The record is from RefSeq and is a predicted model, not a curated record.
GCGCUACCAGCUUAACUUCCUCUUUCGAAGUGUUUUGCGCUUCCGUUUGGCAACUCUCUGCUUGCUGCCCGUUUCGCGGUUUACAAGUUUGGCCAUCACACUCAAAUCACCGUUGCAGACAGACAUGACGUGUGGUUUUACAGUUAACCCAGAUUGAAAACAGACGUCGCAUUUCCCGAUAGGGGUAUUGAAUAUGAAGCCCCGAUUGGGUGUUCAUUGGGUGCUUGUGCGUACAGCUAUACUGACACGCAGCAAAACAGAGGAGUUUGUUAAAGAAACAAAAAGACCCUCGAACGGGGUGUUUUGUCUGAACGAUUGAGGGGCUAAUGGCGUGAGCGGACCGAGUCGACGUGACCGACGAAGUGAACACCUGUUUUCUCGGUCAAGAUGGAGGACAGAAACAACAGUGCUAAUGGUGAUUUGCCAGAUGAUAUCUUAUUCCAUCACCAAAAUGACAAUAUCGGAGAUGCUGCUGACCAGUACAGUAGCCUUGAAGAUGUUGAAGGGGAACCUGCCACAUUGAAUCAUGUGUCCAGCAGCCAGCAUGCAGCUGCAAUGAGAGAUCACCUCCCCAUCCCAGAAGAAGACAACCUCAGCUCGUUUGAUAACGAUCCUGGCUACUGGGCCGGGACCACUCCUCCUCGCAACCACAGGGAGGAGAAGAGACAGCACCUGCGUUCCCGUCAGGGGCCCAAGCCACCGCGGUUGGUCAUCCCGAGACGGGACAGUAUCCCCAAGACGUUCAACAGUGGUCCGCGGAGAAGCCUGGUGAGAAUGGACAAAGUGGACGAAGGAGAAGCUUUCAUUGAUCCGGUCCUCGGAAGCACCGCCAUGCAGCAGAAGCGGAAGAGCAUCACAAUCGAGCGCAACCAACAACGAGAGUACAAGCACAGUGCCGUCAACUAUGACGGCACUGAGGUCCCUAGUGUGAUCGUACCCCUGAACACAUUCCUGGACCCUAUGCCGUCGCCAGUCGUCAAGGUGGACUCCAAUGUCUUCUUCCGCAGUCUGACCACUCAGCAAGUGAGCCAAAGUCCCCCGCCCUCUCCAAAGAGUUCCAAGAGCAAGAAGCACUCUGUGGGAAAGUGCUACUGCCCAGAGGAUCGCAUCUCAUUCCACAAGAUAUUCUCAGAGAUGAUCCGCAUCGGCACCGCCAAGAAGGAAGGAAGUGUGGAAGGCAAGAAUUACAGCGGAUGGCAGGAGAACUCCAACCAAACGGACACAGUUCGCAUGGCCUGGAAUCAACUCUUGUGGUUGGAGUUGAAGGCAUUUCAGAACGGCCUGACAAUGAUACAGGAGGACCAACGGAUCGUCGAAGCUCGGGAGAUGAUCCCCAGCAUCCUGGAAGCGAUUCUCAGGUUUAAGUUUAUUCCCUCCCCCUCCAAGGGUAAAGGGCCCACAAAAUGCACCCUGAAGCGUCAUCCAAGAGGCCGUUUGUUGUCAUCGAACACUGCUUCUGAGAGCGUAAGCCAAGGGGACACGGGAUCAGAUUCAGACCGGAGUGUCCAGAGCCAAGACGAGCCGCUGAAGCCCUGCAACACCUGCAGCACGCCCUUCUUAAACCGUCGAGCCAGCUCAGACAGUGUCGGCAUGUGCAUGCCACUCAGUGCCGCCCUGACUAACUACAUUCAGAACACCCGGCAAGCCUGGAAGCAGAUCACAAGCAUCAUGGAGCAGCUAGAGGAAGCCUCACAGCUGUAUUCGACCCUGAGGGCACUUCAGAACGAUUACCCGCUCUACAAAAUGACAGGCUUCCGAAAGCGCAUCGAGACGCUAUGCUUGUGGUUAAACAUCACCGGCGAUCUCAACCACAAAUUGGAACAGGCUGCCUUGAUGCUCGGGGUGAUUGACAUCGAAGGAGUCUUUUGGCCUUUCAUACUCGAUGAUGAGUCUGAAGAUGAACAAAUUGACCAACUGGAAAUGAAUGCUGUCCAGAAGGUCGAAUCCGGUCUGAUCAAACCACACCCAAGGAGAUUAUUUGAUGUUAAGGAGGUUUCAAGCUCGUUAGACUCAACAGACACUGAAGAAACAGCAAUUGAAAAGGAAGUGGAAUCCCCUUCAAUACCAGAGCUGAAUAACCAAGAUACCCAAGUACCCAAAAAGAGAACUCGAUCUGUGACCUUUGACAUACAAGAAGACAGCGACAGCUAUGAUGGACUCAACGACGCUGACGAUGAAUGUGAACCCUCUCCAAGAAUCACCCCCCACCACAGUACGCCGUCAUUCAAAGGCUCAGUAUCGGAUGACUCACCCCGCAUUGCCCGCAUCUUCAGCCAGUGCCACUUCAGCUUCGACUUCAACUCGGCUACCUCCAUGUACCGCCCCUUUGUCGACCGGAGCCUGAAACACAGCGGCCUGAGAAGAAUGACCAACAUGCUGUACACCCUGCUAGGCAAGACACUACAGAGAACAAAACAGGUUCUCCAGAAGCCUACAUUUGUUGAGGACAUCAAUACACCCAAGCGGAAGCACAGGCCAAGCAGUGUUGAUUACGAUUCGGUGUCGGGCAAUCCGCUUCCAUUCACAAGCCCCAUAACGCAGGAGACCAACCAGGUCGAGCAACACCAGUACGACCUGCUAUCAACACACGGGGCUUGGAGUGAAGAGUUUACAGCUAUGGGUCUGCCCUCAUUCAUGCCUGCAUAUUUGUUUCUCUUACGAAUUCCUCUGGACGUUAUGCAUGAGUGCCUACGCUUCCGAUUGGAACACAAGCCAGCCGUAGAUCCCUCAGCUCACAGCAUCCAGCAGCUCAUCUACGAGUGUAAGGAAGUGAUUCGUUCCUCGGUGCACAUGAAACAAUACUACCAGAGUAUGGUUAGCGCUGUCACGCCGGAUGAUGUCAAGGCCCAGGAACAUGCUGAGAGUGACAUUGAGGAGUACGAGAACAAUCUACAAGAAAUGCUCAGAUGCUACUUUGAGUACCUUCAUAGCUGGAUCUUGAUGCUACAGAGGUUACCCCAAGCCUCCAUCAGCCUCAAGAAUAUCCUGGAUGACGAGUGGGACUUCACCAAGGAGAUCUGCCCCCAUGUCCGAGGAGGCGAGGCCCAGGCUGGCAAACGGUUCUGCAUAAUGGCCAAGAAUCUACUGUUGUCCAUUGGAGACUAUCUAGAGAACGGAGUGGAUGAUGUCAGCUCUUCCCACCAAGACAGCCAGUCGCAUGGAGACACAAUGAAGAGAAUAAUCAUCAAUUCUUGCAAGCACUUCAAGCUGCUGUUCCAUGAAGUUCGGGAGAGGGCCUCCAAGGCCCUUGGAUUUGCCAAGAUGCUGAGAAAGGAUUUGGAAAUUGCUGCCGAGUUCCAGAGGACAGUGCCAACAAAGGAAUUGCUGAGAGUUCUCAAAGUGUCCGAUCAUAUCAAGGUGAACAUGGGGGCAGAUAUCCCUGGCCAUCUGAUGUUUGUCCCCAAGCAUCUCAAGGAGGACACGCUGCAGAUCUUACAGCUCCUGGAUGACUUGUGCGGUCGUGAGGAUAUGCCUCUCAUCCCCAACGAUCCCUCCUCUGUGGACAGCGUCGGGUAUUUGCUCCUGGUGCGGUGCAGCGACGGCGGGGAGGAAGGGAACUUGCCUGAGUGGGACGAGCCCUGCGUUCACGUCAUGCCCGAUGUGGAAACCACAAUUGCUCUCUCCGAUAUCCAGGUGAAGUGUUUACUUCUUGUUGUCAACCACUCUUCCCAACUUCACGGCCAGCGGAAGGCGUUUGAGCGAGCAGUCGGCAAGGCAGUGACGCUGACGAGCGAUCAAACCUCAAGCCACAACACCAUCGCAGAGGCCCUGGAUGAAUUAAAGCAAAAUGCCCUGGGCCUGUGCCACACCAUCGUGCAUAACAUCAAACAGGUGGACGAGAACUUGGACAUCGAUUCCAUCUUAGACAUUGAGGAGACAGAGAAGAUUAACAUGCUGUCUUACUUCAAGGAUACCAUGCACCAGUGUUUCUCUGUCAGCUUUGAUUACCACAAGGAAGUGACACGCCUACUGUCGGGAGAAGCGAGGCAGAAACUGGCUGAGUCGAUGCAAAACUUGGCCCACAUGUGGAUGACAUUUGUGCUUGAAAAAUGUGAGAGGGGACGGGGCACUAGACCAAGGUGGGCCAAUCAUGGCAUGGAUUUUCUGGUGGUGGCCAGCGAACCCCGAAAUGUUGCAUUUCUUUCCAACGACGACUUUGUCAGAAUGACGCAGGUGAUGAGCAAGUGUAUCACGCACAUCAUCGGCAACGAAGACAAGUCUUGCUCUGGAAGCCCAGCAUUUGCCGUGACUAGUCCCAUGGACGGCAGUUCGUUGAAGCUAUCGCGAGCCUGGUCCAAGUCUUCUACUAGGUCGACAUCAGACUCCACACCAUCUCCUCACAUGCCCUCGCCAGUGCAGUUUGGUGAACUCCAACGGACAAAUAGUACAGAGCGGUUUCUGUCACUCAUGCCAAACAGCAGCCCUACUGAAGACUUGCCUGAGCCUCCGUUCUCCAAGCGUGGCACCCCCAGCCCCAUGUCCCCGCCACUGCCCCGCAUGUUCCACAGCAUCUCCAAGGACAGUGCUGAGUCCCUGUCCAAGAUGGACCGCUCGGAGCGGGUACGCAGCAAGCUGCAGCAGCUGGAGGAGCGCCGCAACCAGAAGCUGCAGGACUGGUCACUGAUUGGCACGGUCAGCGACCGCCACAGUGACCACGAGGUGGUCAACAUCAACUGCAAGAAGGUCACUUUCCGCUGGCAGCGCGGACGCAAGAUAGGUGAAGGGCAGUUUGGUACCACCGUGUACUCCUGCAUCAACAUGGACACCGGCGAGACACUGGCUAUGAAAGAGCUUCGGUUCCAACGGAAUGAUCACAGUGCUAUCAAAGAUAUUGCUGAUGAACUCAAGAACUUUGAAGGAAUCCGCCAUGCUAGCCUUGUGCGCUACUACGGAGUUGAAAUACACAGGGAGGAGCUACUUAUUUUCAUGGAGUACUGCGACGAGGGGACGAUAGCUGAGGUGGCUAAGGCCGGCUUGCCUGAGCAGAUGGUUCGAUGUUACACCCAGGAGAUCACAGUUGCCAUUAGCUUCUUACAUGAACACGGCAUUGUACAUAGAGAUAUCAAAGGUGCUAAUGUGUUCCUGUCGUCUGACGGGCACGUCAAGUUGGGAGAUUUUGGCAGUGCAAUCAAGCUGCAGAAUGCUAAAACAAUGCGUGGGGAGCUGACAACCUUCACAGGAACAGCAGCGUACAUGGCACCAGAGGUCAUUACCCAAACAGGUCAGGGGAAAAAAGGUUAUGGCCGGGCAGCUGAUAUCUGGAGUUUGGGAUGUGUGGUCAUCGAGAUGACCACAGGAAAGCGCCCUUGGCAUGAAUUUGACCACGAGUUCCCUAUCCUCUUCAAAGUGGGCGAGGGCGCCAUUCCACUGACUCCCGACAACGUCAGCCCGGAGUGUAAGGACUUCCUGUCCAAGUGUCUAGUGCCCAACGCCCUGGACAGAUGGACAGCCAAUCAAUUGUUGGAUCAUACAUUCGUCAAGGUGUCACCGAGCAUUGAUUUCCAGUCGAUACUGCAGAGUACCAGUCGAACCAGCUAAUAGUGCAUACCGAGCACCAGGAAGGUCAUAUCGUUUCAUUGUUUAAUUCCUUUGGCGCUGUUGACACUCAGUACAGCGUCGACAGUGAUGAGCAAAGAAUAUCAACACGGUGACUACUUCACGGCAUUUUUCUGUCGUUUUUUUGGUGUCAAUGUAUACAUUUUGUCGUAAGUUGAUUCUUCAUUUGUAAUUUUAUUUGCGCGAGGGGAAGUUCCAAAUUUCUUGCAGAUUUCCAGAUUGCCUCAUCUGUUACCGAUCAUUUGCAAGUCUAGAACUACUGUGCUAUCCAUUGCACUAUUGUAGCCGAGACCAAUGCAAGACCAGUCACAAGUAACAGGGCAGACAAUGACAAGGGAAUGCUUUUGUUGUAGUUUGUUUGAAAAGCUUGUGUCUUGAAUUCAGACCGGAGGUCUUGUUUUGGUCUUGUGAUGGACAAAUGCCCCCAACAAAUUCCGGGUGACCCCCCCCAAAAAAAAGGAUGAAUGGAUAUUGAACAAAGCUAACAAAAAUCUUGCCCCAAAAAACCACACCACUGAA